AUGGGGCUUCUCCCGGUGCUUAAAUCUGGAAAGAAGCCAAAAAAAGGAAUGUGGUAUUCGUUGGUACCAAGUGGGAGGUCCCCGGAUGUUAGCGUUGGACACACCUGUACAUUCUGGCCAGGGGAUGGAGGCAAUGGAAAGGUCCUCCUAGUUGGUGGAGCAAAUCCAAAUGGUAGCUACUCGCAUACUAAUGCCAUAAAGAUGGAAGAUCUUCAGUGGCACACGUUACCUUGGGAGGGCUUGAAGGCUCGGUAUGAGCACUGCAUGUUUGUUCCUAGGAGCCCACCACAGAGUUUGUGGGUGUUUGGGGGUGCUGAGCAAAGUAGAAACCAUAACUGCAUCCAGAAAAUAAAAGUAGCAGAAAGCAAGGCCCAAUGGGAGGAGGUCACAGUAAUGGGCGAGCCCCCAAGUCCGAGGACAUAUCACACCAACUCAGCCUGUGCAGGGGCCUUACUAUAUGUAUUUUGUGGUGGGGAAGCAGGAGCAUCACCGAUACAGGACCAAAAACUUCAUAUCUUUGAUACUGUUUCUUCCACGUGGACACAGCCGGAAACACAAGGUCCAACACCGCCAGUCAGACAUGGACAUGUUAUAGUGGCAGUCGGCUCGAAGAUCUACAUUCAUGGUGGCAUGGCGAACGAUGAUUUCUUGGAUGAUAUGUACACUAUUGAACUAAGUAAUAUGGCAUGGCAAUUGGUGCAGCCCAUAGGAGAUGUUCCACCUGGUGUGGCUGCCCACUCGGCAAUGGCCCUCGGCAAAAACAUUUACAUCCUUGGUGGGCUGACUGCCAACGGAGCUAGCAAUUCCAUGUACAUGUUCAACACAGAGAAAAAUUCAUGGACCCAAAUGAAAUUUGAGGGUGAUUUGCCACAGAGCCGUCUGGACCAUUGCAUGUGUUUGCUACCGUGGAAGGUGGAGGAAGUAGAAAAUAAAGCUGGAGCACAAUCAGACACUCAGACUACAGCUCCUGAACAGACUGUUUACUUGGCUUUUGUAUUUGGUGGGAUGGACACGCAGGGUGUCCUAUAUAAGGACUGUUUUGUAACUGUGGUCACAUGA
Nerophis lumbriciformis (worm pipefish) is the source of this 1059-nucleotide messenger RNA. NCBI's taxonomy places the organism in Eukaryota, Metazoa, Chordata, Actinopteri, Syngnathiformes, Syngnathidae. The record is from RefSeq and is a predicted model, not a curated record.